Punica granatum (pomegranate) is the source of this 1029-nucleotide messenger RNA. NCBI's taxonomy places the organism in Eukaryota, Viridiplantae, Streptophyta, Magnoliopsida, Myrtales, Lythraceae. The record is from RefSeq and is a predicted model, not a curated record.
AUGAGAUUAGUCAGGAAAGUUUUAGCAAGUAUUCUUGUUUUGGCGAUUAUUGUUCGACCUGAAACUACGAAGUGUGUGGAGGCAUCACUUGACAUAGGAGUUAAUUAUGGAAUGCUAGGCGACAACCUUCCUUCGCCAUCCGAUGUCAUCCAGCUCUUCAAGAAGUACAACAUUGGAAAGAUACGGUUGUUCGAACCUGUCCCUGAAGUCCUACAAGCCUUGAGGGGUAGCGGCAUUGAGGUGACCAUUGGUGUGCGCGAUCAGGAUAUCCCCGCCCUAGCUGCAAGUCCAGAUGCGACGAAGCAGUGGUUUGACACGUACGUUCAACCCUAUGCUGACACUGACUUCCCAUACAUUGUAGUUGGGAAUGAGAUCAUCCCGGGAGAGUUCGACCAAUACUUCGUACCAGCCAUGAAAAACUUUCAGAAUGUUCUAAAUGGUUACGGCUAUGCAGGUAUUAAAGUAACUACUGCCAUUGCUACGACUACCUUGGCAGUUGGCUACCCACCAUCGGCCGGUGCAUUCAUGGAUUCUGCGAGGGCGACGUUAGCUGGCAUUCUUGAUUUCUUGUCAAGUACAAGCUCACCAUUGUUGGCCAAUGUGUAUCCUUACUAUGCAUAUGUAGAAGAUCCUGUAAACGUGCGGUUGGACUAUGCACUGUUCACUGCUUCAGGCCCCGUGGUUCAGGAUGGCAGCUUGAGCUACUCGAAUCUACUGGAUGCACAACUGGAUGCAAUUUAUUCUGCGAUGGAGAAACUAGGAGUGAGUGGCGUCGACCUUGUGGUGUCCGAGAGCGGUUGGCCCUCAGCUGGGAAUGGGGAUAUCGCGACUCCAGAGUUGGCUGGGACUUAUAAUCGGAAUUUUCUGAAGAAAUUUCUCGCAAUGGAAGGAACACCGAAACGACCCAAUACAUAUCUGGAAGGUUUUAUCUUUGCCAUGUUCAAUGAGGAUCAGAAACCGGCCGGUAUCGAGCAACACUUUGGGUUAUUCAAUCCCGAUGGCACUCCUGUGCACCCCGUAUUUUCUUAG